Messenger RNA from Lolium perenne, 528 nucleotides. RefSeq lists its product as uncharacterized. Lineage: Eukaryota; Viridiplantae; Streptophyta; Magnoliopsida; Poales; Poaceae. The record is from RefSeq and is a predicted model, not a curated record.
AUGGUCACGUUCAAAGCAGGAGACAACCUAAAGGACGUUGCUGCCCGAGAGACCCCAUCCAUGCUGACUGAGUAUUUCGUGGCUAACCAGGAGCACGCAUGGGCUCGGGAUAUUCUUUACAAAGAUUUUCCGAGAAGCUUCACAUGGAAAAAAGCAAAAUACUGGAAGAAAAGGGACAAGGGUCAACAAGUAGGCCGGAUCGUGUCAGCCCAUCCUGUUGAGGGGGAUCGGUACUUUCUGAGGGUGCUACUAAACCACGUACCAGGCUCAAGGUCCUUCGAAGAUCUCAAAACAGUGGACGGUGUGCUAUGCGAUAACUUUCGUGAGGCCGCCGAGAGGAGGGGUCUCAUCGAGGCCGACAACACGCUCGACGAGUGUCUUACCGAGUCGGAGCAGUUCGCCAUGCCAGCCUCACUAAGGAGGCUCUUCGUAACGAUCUUAGUAUUUUGCGAGCCUGGAGAUGUGCACGGUCUUUGGGAUGACCGCAUCCAGGAUUCCCCGCGUCAGAGCAGGUCGCCGCCGGGUUGA